Messenger RNA from Cryphonectria parasitica EP155, 2037 nucleotides. RefSeq lists its product as uncharacterized. The record is from RefSeq and is a predicted model, not a curated record. Bases 1 to 2037 code for a protein of 678 amino acids. The transcript is spliced from 3 exons. NCBI's taxonomy places the organism in Eukaryota, Fungi, Ascomycota, Sordariomycetes, Diaporthales, Cryphonectriaceae.
AUGAGCUACGCGAAGAAGUCUUCCUCUGCCGGUGGCGUGAUGCUGUACUCGCCACCUCAGUCGACGAGGAUCUCAAGCAACUCGACUGACACCGAUGAGCAGUCAUUCUCUACCCGGCACUCGACUGGCACGCAGCAGCCGUCUGGCGCUGCCACUCCCACCAGCAAGCAGGGGCGAAACUACGGUCCUGAGGAUUGCAUCAAUGACAUCCGCAAAAUUUGCAAGGACAGUCAGGCUCGCGUCCAGGCCCUCAGUCAGGCCAUUGGCCGCCAGCCUGGCAUGCCUGCCAGCCUCGGUGACCUGCUGAACAACGACCUUCGCAACAUCGCCCAGCAGUUCGUCACGACCAUGUACCACUGCCACGUGCUGGAGCGGAAGGUUGAGGAGCUCACCGACCGCAGCUCCCAGGAGGGAACCACCUCAAGUGUUGCCCACGAGGCUCAGAUGAACAGCCUGCGCAACAAGCUUCAGAACAGCCAGGACCGCGUUCGCAAGCUCGAGCAGGAUAUGCGUGACAUGGAGCAGGGCUACGCCACCGCAGAAAAGAGGCGCAAGGUGGAGAUAGAGAAAAAGACUGAGAAAAUCAGCAACCAGAAGCGCCGCAUUAGGGAGCAGCAGGACCAGAUCGACAACCUCAAGAAGAAGCCCAGCGACGGCAGCAAGGCGUCCAAGGGAUCCAAGUCCACCAAGGCGAACGACUCGUCUCCUGAUGUCAACAUCUACAACUCGGCGACGUCUGAGAUCGGUGCUCGUAACAGCCCGUGCCCUCCCCGCCCCAAAUACACGUCCACACUUGAUGGCAAGGACGAGGAGUUUCUGUUGAACAACUUGAAGAAACUCAAUGUGGAGUUCGAUGCCGCCACCGCGCAGCCGCCCCGUCCUCUGUCCAGAUCGACACGCAUGGAGCAGGACAACUACGGGGGUCACCCACCCCUUGGGUACGGACAGUACGGCAUGCCACCACCGAUGGGCCCCAUGGGUCCUACGCCUGGCGCAAUCGGGCCCUAUGGUGCCUACCCUCCGCCCAUAGCAUCCUAUGGUGGUCUCAUGCCCAACUAUGGCCGCCCGCCACCCCCGGCCGGCCCCAUGACUCCCUAUCAUGGCUAUGGUGCACCAGGGUACCCAACCCAUGGUCCGCAUGGUCAGGCUCGCCCGCACAGCCAUUCGGCUCGCGGCUCCGAGCACCAAUCCAGUGCUCUUGUCAUUCGUCGCAACGAUGACUCUGACUUUGACCCUGAGACAAAGAUCUGGAAGGACUUGUUCUUCCGACUGUUCACAGCCUCAUUCGGCUGGUCUGACAAGCACUGCAGGCAGAUCGCGCUUGGUGCUGUCGAGGAGGCCACCAAAGCCAACCCGAGGCUGUGGAACUACAUCCUCAAGGUGGCCUCGUGCCACAAAGAUCCGCAGGCCGCCGCUAAGCACGCGUUGUUCAUGCUGAACUCGCCUGACCACCGCUGUUACUUUAUCUCGCGUCUGCUCCUGCAGUACGUCGAGCAGGAGAUGCUGCACUGGAAGUUCUGGCUGGGCUGGGAUGAGGAGACCGACGUCCAGCUGAAUAAGAUCGGUCCGAUCAUCGACUACAUUGGCUACCCCCUCGAGCAGCGCCGCGCCGCCCGCCAGGAGCUGCGUCAGGUCGUCGAGGGCAUUGUCAAGGACGAGGAGUGGCCCCGCUUCCGUUCCUUCAAGACCGCCCAGAAUGCUAACCGCCUCAAGGACAUUGCUGGUCCCUUCCUCAACAGCGAAGUCGGCGCUGACGCCAGUCUAGGUCUACAUUCUCUCUGCAAUAUUGGUAUUGAAAUAUCCAACAAAAUGAUGAGCAGCCGCCUAUCCUUCGCCUUCACCUGGAACGAGUGUGCUGUCAAGUUCAGUCACGACUCGCACACAGCCCUGAACAGCGACCUGCACGGCAUGUCCCUGCAGCACAAGCACAUUCGUGUAGCCCUCGUUGUGACCCCUUCCAUCAGCUACCGAGACGACUCUGGCGUUUCCAUUGUGCCCCGUGGUGUCUGCAAGGCACAGGUCUUGGUCAUGAACUAA